AAUAAAAACAACAAACCUGUUUGGAAAGUGUUGUUGAACCUUUCUUAAUGUCUACCUGACACCCACCACCAUUGUUAACAACGAACCACUGGUAAACCUUUCCUUCAUUGAUUGACAAUAUAUAUUAGUAGUAGAUCCUUUUGCAUUAUUCACCUUUCCCUUUAAACCUAAUCAUUCAUUCUUUACAGUGGCCUUAGUAGUAGUAGUAGUAGUUAUUUCAAAGGAGACAACUUUCGCACCAACAACAAGCCUUUUGCUUCUUCUUUCUUAGUAUAGGACCAGAAGUUAAAGAGUUGGGACAGCUUGUAGCUUCUGGAAGCUGGUUCAACUGAAGAUAUAGUACAACAAUAAAAUCACAAUGUUCAGGCUGUCACCUCGGAGGAAUCAGAGAAAUAAAGGUUUUAAGGUGAAGCAUGCCCUGCAGAUAUGUGUGCUAGUUGGUGUUUGCAUCUGGCUGCUUUAUCAGGUCCAGCACUCCCGUAGCAAAAAGGCAUCAUAUGGAGAAAGCUCGAACAUUUUGGAGAAGGUACAAAAAUUUGGGAGAAAAGACAUCCAACCAAAAAAUAUUGAAAUGAUAACACGGGAUGAGAAUCGAAAGGAGGAACGAGAAGAAGCCAGUAAACAACUUGAAGAUGAGCUCAAGCCCGAGGAAAAUGAUCAUGAUCAAGACAAACUGGGAGAGGAAGGAGAAAAGGAGACAGAAAGUACAGAGCAAGAAGUGAAAGAUGAAGAGAAUGGAGAGAACAAAGAUGCAGAGGGUGAAGGGGGAAAUGAGAUGCAAAAUCAAGAGAAAGAGAAUGAUGGAAAUAAAAAUAAUGGUGAGGAGGAGGAAACUAGAGAAGACGACCGGGGAAAGCAUGAUGAAGAGCAAAGUGGUGAGGAGACUGGAGAAAAUAAAGAAAAUGGCGGCGCAGAAAAGGAGAAUGAAACGAAGGAGGAGAACAAUGAGAAUGCUAAUGAAGACACAAAAGAAAAUGGAGCUGAGCAGAAAGGUAAUGAGGAAAAGGAUGCAAAAGAAGAGAAUGGGGAAAAUGAAGAGACCAGGGAAAAUAAGAAUGACCUGGAUGGAGGUGAAGAGCAGGAAGUGAAGGAGCAGGUUAACGAUGAGAGCAAGGCAACAGAAAAGGAAGAGAAGAAACAAAUAGGCAAUGAAGAUCAAGGUAGAGAGAAACAGGAAGACCAUGAAGUGAAGGAACAAAAAGAAGGUAAAUCUGAGGAAUCACCAGAUGAGAAGGUUCAUCAAGCAAAUGAGCAGACAAACGAAGCUGCUGCACGGGAAAACACCAAUGGUGGGAAUGCCCAGAGUGAAGAGGUUCAGGAUUCUCAAAGUAUGAAAGACACUGAGAAAGUAAAUAAGGAAAACGUAAAUGGGGAAGAACAGUCGACUGAGAAGGUCCAGGACAAGUCUGAAGGCAACAGUGAAAAUGUGACAGAGGCAAAUAAGGUACACGAUAAUGAAUCAGGUUCAAAUGCAAAAGAAGGUGAGUCAAAUGAACAGAAUAGUCCAUCAACUGUUGCGACUGAUGAAGGCAAUGACAGUGAAAACACACAGCAGGGAUCAGGUCACGAUUCCAAUCCUGCAGAAGGAAGGAGGGAAGCUAAUCAAGAGCAAGGCAACAGCAAUGAGACCACACAGCAGGAAUCAGGGGAAUCUUCCAAUCCUACAGAAGGAACACAUGAAGCUAAUGAAAAGCAAGGCAAUGCCAAUGAAACCACACAGCAAGGAUCAUGGGAUAACUCCAAUCCCACAGAAGGAACAAAGGAAGCUAAUCAACAGCAGAGCAUUAGCGACAAUUCUAAGGAUGAUGCUGAUCAAAAGCAGAGAAAUGCUGUUGGUCAUGUCCUUCCUGGGGGAGAUGGUGCGCAGACUACUCAAGAGGAGCAAACCGAUAACAAGGAUGCUGCAACAAACAAUGACAAAUCCGAUACAAGUUCAAAUAUGAAGGAGGGCUCAGCAUAUGGAGAAGGUUCAAAUGAUGUGGGCAAUAGACAAAAUGCUGGUAGCAAUACUGUUGGGGGUACAGAGAAAAGUUCAGAAAAUUCAUCAGCCAAUCAGGUUAAUGAAAAGGUCGAGAUCCAGAAGUCUGAUGCUCAUUCUGAAACAGGACCGGAAGAAAAGAUUAACCCUUCAAAUGACAAUGACAAUACUGAUUCCAGUGAAAAUAGAUCAGUAGAUUCUUCUGGUUCCUCGAGUGCUACUAAAGAGGAGGCAUCUUCAAACUCAAAUGAGAAUGCUGAAGCUGAGCAGAAUAGCAUGGUUGACUCAUCAAGUUCUACAAUUCCCCAAGAAGAGAAAGAGGCUCGCACUGACCUUGAAACUUUGCCUGAGAUGGGAAAUGAGGGAACUAGUCAAGAAGAUGCAGUCGCUUAGUGAUGCUACAUAUUAGCCUUUUGUGAACUUUGAAGCUUUUGUUGCAUUCUUUGCUUCCUUUCAUGGUUAUUGCCAGAACAAUUGUGGAAGUAUGUACACUUCGUUUGAUGACGUUGAUGCUGGUCAUUUGUUGUGGACCAGAACCAGGAAAUGCAAGUAAUGAAAUGAACUAAAAUGCAAUGAAUCAA
Coffea eugenioides is the source of this 2559-nucleotide messenger RNA. RefSeq lists its product as uncharacterized. The record is from RefSeq and is a predicted model, not a curated record. The transcript has 2 exons. Lineage: Eukaryota; Viridiplantae; Streptophyta; Magnoliopsida; Gentianales; Rubiaceae. The coding region runs from base 359 to 2371 and encodes 670 amino acids.